GUGAAUGUACCCUUCAUGGUCGUCGGUUUUGCUGGAGCAGUCCUUUUGGUGACUAUUGCGGUUAUUCUUGUGAAGAGACAGAGAGUGAUGAAUGCGACUACCCAAGGAAUUUAUAUGGGAGAAAGCAGACCUGUUGCUGAUACCACCUCUGAAAGUUAUAUGAGAGUGGAAGAAAAUAUCUACGAUGAACCUGAACGUGUUUCGUUGGAUUACAUUGAUCCUGUUGAUGAUAGCGAUAAAAAUAACUAUAGCACGAACAGGCAGGAAAGGCCACGAGAAAGAAGAGAAGAUGGGUCGAAAGAAAAAUCUUCAAUACUGUCUCUCCUCAUGACGGAAAGAAAGGAAUCUGAAUUCGAUAAAGUGGACAGGGGAUACAUAGAUAUUGUGGAAAUUGGUUCCUGCAAAGAUUCGCUUCCAACAUCACCACCACUAACACAUUAACUACAACAGCGACAACAUCUACAAUGACAACAUCAACCCUCCCACUACAAACGACAUCACAAUUAACAACAGAACCACCAGCACAAUCUCCACCAGUAGAAAAGAGAAAACUUCAAUUAACAACAGCACUUCCAAAACAAUCUCACCAAUCAGUAGCACUUGAAACAAACACCAUGAUACAACCAACUGUCGCAAAAGCAAAUACAAGCACAUCACCUUUAGAAUCAGCAAUAUAUACACAAUCAUCGACAUCUCUUGGAGCGAAAGUAACAGAACAGCCAUCAUCUCCAUUCACCGUCACAACAGAAAUAGUAACACGGCCACAUUCAGCAAAAUCAGAAACAACCAAGCUAUCAUCAAUAGCACUGAUGAAAUUAGCGUCAGACACCCUAUCAGAACCAAUAAACAGGACAGAUUCAACCACACUACAUAUACCACGGACGAGAAAAAACGUAAAAACAAAGACGUUUUUGCAACCACAACCUACUACAACAGGACAACCAACGACAACAACAGUCGCAACAACAAGACAAACCAAUUCAAAACCAUACAACAUAUGAUAGAUAUGUUAUAUUUCAUAUUUCAAGACUUAUGAUACAUACAUCUGUGGACGUCUAUGUAUACAAUCAUUAUGAUAUGUGCGUAUAUACAUGUAUUACAUUUGGCUUUCCCUUACUGUUCCAGAAAUAAUUUAUGUGAAUAGUGUAGAAAAAAUAUUUUCAACUGAAAAUACAGUUCCAAAUCAUCAGUAUUAUCAUCAUUGAUAAAAGACAGUAAUGAGAUGGUGGCAAAUUGGUUUCUUUGGUAAAUUGUUCUCGAUAAUAUUUCUAUCUGUGUGCAAACCUAUCGCAAUUUCCACUUCUGUCAAUUGUGUCUUGAGAAGGAAUUAAACAACGAAAUCCAUGACAGGGGAAUGGAACAAGAAACUACAAAUAUUAAGAUUGGUCUAGGCUUGACAAUUCUUAUUCUUCUGUUUCUGUCAAUCUGUAGAAGGAUGAUGAGGUCUAGAUAUCACUAGUAGGAAAGACAUCGUUGGAAAAUUGCAAGGAAAAAUACUUAGUUUUUCCAACAACUUCUAAAUUCUCUGCGGUUUUUUCCUAUAAUACUUUUAUCAACUAUCUGCUGAAAGUCCGCUGUGACAAUAGUAGUUCUGGUGCGUAUCAGAUGACACAUUUGUCAUUGGUUGGUGGAUGCAAAAAAAGAUUUGGUUUUGGAAAAUAUCCCACAUUGUGUAAACUGACAAGGAUGAACAGUGGAACACACACAUAAAGGUUUAUUUCCUUGUUUUUGUUUAUUACCUGCAUAUAUUCAUCCCUUUGUUCUCUGGUUAUUAUUGGUCAUUAACGACAUAUUAAAUUCAUAAACUGCUCAUGAAUUGUUUGUAACAUUCUUGGCUUUUACCAUUAAAUUUAUCACUACUUGAUAUAAUGUGGCAUUCAUCAUUUCACUGAAUGAGUCACAAACAGAUUCUAGUGUACAUGUUGGAAUUGUGGCAGAGGUUUU
Messenger RNA from Ostrea edulis (European flat oyster), 1944 nucleotides. RefSeq lists its product as uncharacterized. NCBI's taxonomy places the organism in Eukaryota, Metazoa, Mollusca, Bivalvia, Ostreida, Ostreidae. The record is from RefSeq and is a predicted model, not a curated record. The coding region runs from base 16 to 441 and encodes 141 amino acids. The transcript has 2 exons.